Molecule: messenger RNA, 2400 nt
Organism: Corylus avellana
Lineage: Eukaryota; Viridiplantae; Streptophyta; Magnoliopsida; Fagales; Betulaceae
Source: RefSeq, a predicted model, not a curated record
GAACAAUGUUGAAGAUCACUCUCUAUUAAUUCUAAGAUGAUGAGAAAAAAAUAAAAUUCUCUGAUUGAUUUGGGUUAAAACAUAUAUACCUAGAGAGAAAUACAGAGAGAGAUGGAGAUGGAGAUUUUUAGGCCUUUCCUUCACAAGCAUGUGUUAUCGCUGAGUGAAAAGAAAGAAGAUCAUUUUAUUUGCAGUGGAUGCAGUGAACACUGCGAUGGAGGUGUGAUGAUCUACAGUUGCAGGGAAUUUUAUUGUGGGUUCUCCCUGCACGAAUCAUGUGCAAAUCUACCGCAGGAGUUGCACAACCCCCUUCUUCACCCACACCCUCUUUCCCUGCUAGUACACCAAGAAUUGUGCUCUGACUGUUAUGUUUGUGCCAAGAGUUUCAGGAGCUUCGCCUUCAGCUGCGACAAGUGCGAGUCCAUCGUGGUUGAUGUUAAGUGCGCUUUUAUAAGGCUUGCGAAAGAAGAAAGGGACCACCCUGUUCCUACACUACAUUUUAGCCACCAUGAGCAUCCAUUUCUACUCUUCGAGAACAUACCUGCCCAUCACAUUAGGUGCCGCUUGUGUGGAGCAUACUGCUCGGACCCGAAGACCUAUGGUUGCCUCCCAUGUGGCUUCUUUCUCCAUCCCUCGUGUUUGAACUUGCCGGAAGAGAUUUUACAUCCCUUUCAUCCAUACCACCCUCUCACCCGAAAACGCAUCAAGAAGCCAAAACGCAUCUCGAAGGAUGAUGCUGAUGCUGAUGUUAAAUGCAAUGCCUGUCGCAGGCAUAUCUACGGGAAACAGUACUUCGGCUGCUUCGCCUACUUUUGUGAGUACUGUAACAAUACGAAGACUAGCUUUUGCUUGGACGCCGAAUGCGCUAGUGUGAUAAGGCCUGCCAUAACAUACGAAGGCCACGAUCACCUUCUACGAUUCGUGGACAUCAAUAAUGUUGAACGGACCAAGAACUGCAGCGCUUGCAAAUCCAGUUGUGAAUCAUAUGGUUUCAGAUGUCUAGAUCUGCAUUUCAACGACAUUAAAGGUGAACUGAUCAAGCGCAGGCUGUGCAGCCCGUGCAGCGCUUGCAAAUCCACUUGUGAAUCAUACGCUUUCAGAUGUCUAGAUCUGGCAUGUGAUAUCAAUCUCCAUCUUACGUGUGGUCCAUUACCAUAUACCAUUCAACACAAAUCCCACAUUCAUCCCCUUAUCCUUACAAUUUGUCCCAUUGAAGAUGAAAAGGAUUGCGAGCCGGACGAAUUCUAUUGUAAUGUUUGUGAGAAAGAAAGAGACCCAUUCUUGCCCAUUUAUUAUUGCAAGGAAUGUCCUUUUUUUGCCGGAAUUUCUUGCGUCGUCUCAGAGGUAGUAUCAUUGCUGAAGGGAGAACAUGGAGAUGUGGAGCUGAGGAAUCCUUUUGGACAGUUUGGAAAUCUGAUUCGCGAGAAACAACAACUCCUGACCAAGCCGGCUUUAACCUUGUUUGAUAUUUCUAAUUCUUUGAGUGAAGCAGAGGAAAAGGAAUUGGCUGGUGCUCUUCUAAUUGCUAGGACUUUUGUAGGGGCUUCGGCUUCUCUAGGGGCUACGGCUUCGGGAAGUAAAACAGUAGUUACUUCAAAAGAUUGGAAAUUGACAGCAAUUAGUUUCAAGGGUGAGAAGGCUUACACACAAUUCAUGAAAUUUGUUGAUAUUGGCAUAGAGAUUCCUAUAGAAUUACAACAUGCUCAGAUUUCAAAUUUCGAGUUUCGCUAUGAGCUGCUUCCAGAAGAAGAGGUUGUCGAUCUUGAGGAUUACAAGAUUACUCGAAAGUUGGCCCCUAUCUUGAAGGACUUGCUUUUCAAAUACGGGGAUGUUAGUGCUGAGUCCAAGUUAAGUCCAAGGGUGAAAGUUUAUUAUUUCCACAUGUUAUGUGACUGCAUAUAUUGCAUGAUAAAUACCAAAGUUGUGGAUGUCACCACAAAUGAUCUUCUCAACUGGUGGACAAUCUUGGAAAUCUCAAAGUUAGCGGGAUUUAGAAUUCAAUUUGUCUUUGAUCAUUUGAAGAGAGUUGCACAUGUUCAUUUUGGUCUUUAUGCUGAAAAGCAAGGAAGCAAGGCUCUUGAUAAACUCGAUAGAGAUAUCGAGGCGUUAAAAAAGAAACGCGAGAGCUUACCAUCUAUACAAUCCAGCUUAAUCGAGAAAUGCGCAGAGACUACGAUGCUGAAGGGAUGGAAAGCGGGUGUUCGACUACUGAAAGCAGGUGUUGGACUACUAUAAGUGUUUUUGGUUAAUUAUAUCCUCUUUCUUUAUUCUCAGAAUGGCUGAUAAAUCAAGAUUUUAUUGUCCUCUUAUUCAUAGUUUCAUAGGUUUCUUUUAUCACCUUCAUUUGUCGUUUCAGGCGCAGCUCUUCUCAAAGUUCAUUUAUCUUAACUUUUACAAUUU